AUGCUCGCCGAAGAUGAGCAAGAAAAGGAGAACACCCUUUUUCCAUCACCACAGCUGCAACGACGCUACCAGCGCGAGGUUCUCUCCAAGCUCCUCAUCGGCCUAGCCUUGAGCAUAAUCUUUGCUUUUUCGGUCACCUGGGUCUUCCAGUCCAUCGUCCCGCCCUCCCGAACCAACGCCCAGGGAAUCAUUGAGAACCCCUGCGGCAACUCAUCCAACGAGGCCCAAUCCCGCGGUUGCCAUUUUGACGUUCUGUCUUUCUGCUGGGUUCCGGAAGAGUGCUUUGACCGCGAGCUGACGGACAAGUUCCGCGAGGCCGGGCCGUGGGUAUUCUACACCGACCAGAAUAAGACGGCGUCCGUCACUGAGGAGCAGUUUGGCUCCGAUACCCAGCCCGUCUACCUCACCAAUAGGCUGCACAAGACGCACUGCGCCUACAACAUCCUAAGGUUCCACAAGGCCUUGACGGAGAAUCGCAUGGUUCACCGCGAAGACGUCUUGACGCACACGCAGCAUUGUACGCAGGUGCUCACGAGGGUCAACGAACCGGACGACAUUGAGGUCAGGGCAAAGAUUCAAUACCCUGACUGUGGGCACUUUUCAAAGAUGUUUCCGGGAAAGGCGAAGGAAGGUGUGCCUGGCCACCAUCAAGGACACUCCCACAUGGGGUGA
This is a messenger RNA of Colletotrichum godetiae, 672 nucleotides long. RefSeq lists its product as uncharacterized. Bases 1 to 672 code for a protein of 223 amino acids. The transcript has a single exon. The record is from RefSeq and is a predicted model, not a curated record. NCBI's taxonomy places the organism in Eukaryota, Fungi, Ascomycota, Sordariomycetes, Glomerellales, Glomerellaceae.